This is a messenger RNA of Monodelphis domestica (gray short-tailed opossum), 2136 nucleotides long. Its product is annotated as olfactory receptor 52N4-like. Gene Ontology annotation, cellular component: plasma membrane. The record is from RefSeq and is a predicted model, not a curated record. Gene Ontology annotation, biological process: G protein-coupled receptor signaling pathway. NCBI's taxonomy places the organism in Eukaryota, Metazoa, Chordata, Mammalia, Didelphimorphia, Didelphidae. Gene Ontology annotation, molecular function: olfactory receptor activity; G protein-coupled receptor activity.
UUAUGAUGAUAAAGUAUGAUAAAAUGUUUUUUCUGGCAGCUGAUAUUUUAAAACUUUAUUUAAAUUAAAUUAAAUUUAGUUUUUUUACACAUUAACUAUCUGUAGGCAUUUAAAAGUAUUGACAGACAAAUAAGAAACCAGAAUAUACAGCUUGUUUGGUGGUUUUUCAUCCUCAUUGUGUUUCCUGGACACACACACACUCAGAUACUGUAUAGAAUAUUUUUUAUUCCUUUGGCACAAACAGCUUUAUUGAUUCAAGUGUCAAUGUGUAUUUCUUUCAUGGAAAAUUUAUGGAUUUCCUUUAGAGCCUGAGGAGCUUGCUUUUGCAAGCUUACUCUAUGGAUCGGCUUGUAAAUGUAUAUCUAUCUAUCUAUCUAUCUAUCCAUCUAUCUAUCUAUCUGUAUACACACAUAUAUAAUAUGAAGAAAUGCAUUCUCUGAACUCAGGCUAAAAAACUAUUUACAUUAUAAUUACAUAAUCUUAAAGUGAUGAUGAAACAUUAUAAAAGGAUUUGAACUUAAUGAAUUCUUUUGUAUUGGAUUAAAGAGAAAAUGGAGGUAGCAAUAAAUAUUUUUUCUUCCAAAUUCUCUUCCACUAGAGGAAGACACUGCAGCUGAAAGCUAAACACGGGACCAUCCUAUAUCCGUCAUGCAAAGGACCAAUGCAACUACUCUGACUCCAGUUUCAUUCAUCCUGAAUGGAGUUCCAGGACUAGAGGACAUGCAUAUCUGGAUCUCCCUUCCAUUUUGCUCCAUGUACAUUGUGGCCAUGGUGGGAAACUGUGGGCUACUCUGUCUUAUUCAUUAUGAGGAUUCCCUCCAUAAGCCUAUGUAUUUCUUCCUUGCAAUGCUUUCUUUCACUGAUAUCAUAAUGUGUUCAAGCACACUGCCUAAUACUCUUGGCAUCUUCUGGUUUAACCUCAAAGAAAUUGAUUUUAUUGCUUGUCUGACCCAGAUGUUCUUUAUCCACACCUUCACAUUGAUGGAGUCUGGAGUCCUUAUGCUCAUGGCUUUGGACCGCUACGUGGCCAUCUGCUAUCCACUGCGCUAUGCCACCAUCCUCACCAAUCCUAUCAUUGCCAAUGCUGGGUUUAUUACAUUCUUAAGGGGAGUGAUACUUGUUAUCCCCUUCACUUUACUCACUAAGCGACUGCCCUACUGCCGAGGAAAUGUCAUCCCUCACACAUAUUGUGACCACAUGUCUGUGGCCAAGGUUUCCUGUGGCAAUGUUAAAAUCAAUGCUGUGUAUGGUCUCAUGGUUGCCCUCUUGAUUGGGGGCUUUGAUAUUCUCUGUAUCACAGUGUCCUACACCAUGAUUUUGAGGGCUGUGGUCAAACUGUCAUCUGCAGAUGCUCGACAGAAAGCCUUUGGGACAUGUACAGCUCAUAUAUGUGCCAUUGUAUUCUCCUAUACCCCAGCUUUCUUUUCAUUUUUUACUCACCGCUUUGGGGGUCACAGGAUCCCCCACUCUCUCCACAUUAUCAUUGCCAACAUCUACCUCCUCCUGCCUCCAACUAUGAACCCCAUUGUUUAUGGUGUGAAAACCAAGCAGAUCCGGGAUUGUGUUAUAAGGUUUUUUGUGGGAUCCAAGGAUACCAAGUCCCAUAACAUCUGAAUCAGAACCCUACUGAUGAAGACAGUAUUGUCUUCAUGAUGAAGAACCAUACUUAUGGAGACAGGAAAUAUUAUUCUUUUCUGUGUUGGAAGAACUAAAUGAUUUUUGACCCUUUCUCUUGAUUUAUUCUGCCUUGACACUAUUGUUCUGUUAAGAUUUAUCUUUUUUUUUUUGUCUAUCUAAAGCCAGUAUCAGCAUAUAGUGUGAAGACUAGAGAUUUUGACAUUGAGAAUGGUAUAGGAUAAUGGACAGUGAUCAAACUUCAAUUCAUUGAUUAAUUAACUUUCUUGAAGUCCAAGGAUUAUGUCAAUAAACUUAUUUGAAUGACUCUUUAUGAAGGUAGUAUAAUAGUUCAAAAUUCAUGAAAACAGGAAGUAUGUGUGGUGGCUAUAGUGGGAAGACAAAAAUGAGAAUCAGAACUAACUAUAAAUGUCUUAGCAACUCAUUAUAUAUCUCUUUAAGUGACUAAUAAACAAAAAAAGUUUAUCUAAAAGCUUCUAUUGCUUAUAAAGAGCCUUCUCC